ACACGACCCUAGUCCCUGUAUCAAGAUCAGCCCCUCGGUCUAUUAUACAACCAGCCCUUGCUUUCUUGCUGUUGGAUAUCUUAUAGGUUCUGUUUCAACUCAUGGCAGUAGACAAAGCUAAAUUUGAGACGUCGCCCCCUGUUGCUAGGGCAGUCUGUAUCCUGGCCAGCAGCGAUGAUGUCAAAGGAACAAUCGAGUUUAUUCAAAACGAACAAGGCAUUACAAAAGUGACUGGUAAGGUCACAUCUCUAGCUCCUGGGGAUCAUGGUUUCCAUAUUCAUCAGUUUGGAGAUUAUACAUCUGGUUGUGUCAGUGCUGGCUCUCAUUUCAACCCAGCUGGUAAGAAUCAUGGCGGACCCAGAGAUGGCGAGAGACACGCUGGUGACCUUGGGAACAUCACAUCCACUGGAGGGGACACUAAAAUUGAGUUGUACGAUGAUCAGAUUCCACUGACUGGUCCUAACAGUAUCAUUGGACGAUCAGUUGUGGUACAUGCUGAUCCUGAUGAUCUUGGUAAAGAUGGUCAUCCUGACAGUCUGACUACUGGUCAUGCUGGAGCUCGUCUGGCCUGUGGCGUGAUUGGUAGCACCAAAUUACAAUAAACAACAACAACAAACAACAACUUUAUUUAGUGAUGUGAAACCUUUCCAUUUAUGUAGUGAUUUUGCUGUUUAAUUAAAGAAAUGAUUGUUACUUAUAGAGAUACAUCA
Molecule: messenger RNA, 710 nt
Organism: Amphimedon queenslandica
Lineage: Eukaryota; Metazoa; Porifera; Demospongiae; Haplosclerida; Niphatidae
Product: superoxide dismutase [Cu-Zn] 1-like
Exons: 4
Coding region: 102-602 (166 amino acids)
Biological process (GO): superoxide metabolic process
Molecular function (GO): copper ion binding
Source: RefSeq, a predicted model, not a curated record